UCUUUGUCAAAGUCGUCUCCAGCUCGGAGCUCCUGGCAUCGUCUCGAGUUUCAGUUGUAAUCUUUCGCGGCGCCUAUGACCCUGACCUGGAAUGCAUUCUCUAAUGCCCCGAAGAGGAAGACCACAGUCCCUCCGACGUCUCCGUGGAGGCUCCACUGCAAGUAUAGUAUCAAGGCGGCCUCCAUUUCUGGGGGUGUUCAAAGGCUUAUGCCUAUAGGACCAGACUCGAGAAUCCCGCAAUGCGAAUGCCUCUGAGGCUUUCCCAACUUUUGUCUGGCAAGCCCACCGAUCCGACCGUCGAUCAAUGUACCGACUGCUGCUCAAAUACAAACAUGUUCCCCAGCGUCCCUCCAAUAGUCCGCGUAGCCUUGCGCCAUCGAAAGGCUCUCGGGGUUGGAGCAGGCCUUGUUGCUAUUCUUGUGCUUCUCUAUCACCAAAGUUCUCUACCCGACUCACCACAGCAAGUCUCGGUUGUUCAGGUCGACCCUAAAGGUUUCCCCAGGUUCUCGGAGAACCAAACUGGCGGCGACAUCAGCACGCCGCAGCUCUUGCUCAAUCCCUCUGCCGUCAUCACCCCCGGCUCGCCCCUUUUUUUGCCUGGCAGCCCGAGGCCACUCGGGGCCGCUUACACCAAGGCCGUGGUCAUCGCCCGCACCAAGAGCGAAGAGGUGACGUGGGCUAGCACGCCUCUGGAUACCGACGGCGGCGGGGGCGCCGUGGUUGAGGACUGGGCCAUGUACAUGUACACGACGGACGACCUCGGCGCGGCGGGCUUGCACACACCGCUGAACAAGGGCCGCGAGGCCAUGGCGUAUCUGACGUACAUGGUAGACCGGUACGCGGACCUUCCCGACAUCAGCGUGUUCAUGCACGCGCACCUGUCGUCGUGGCACGACAACAUGUUCGCUCUGGAUGCGGUGCAGACGCUGCGGCGGCUGAACCUGGACCGCGUCGUGCGCCUCGGCUUCAUGAACCUGCGCUGCGGCUGGGACCCGGGCUGCCCGGACCACAUCCACCCGCGCAACACCGAGUACGACGCCUUCAAGCCCGAGCAGGCCGUCUUCGCCGCCGCCUGGGCCGGCAUCUUCCCCCUCGACGACCUGCCCGACACCCUGUCCCAACCCUGCUGCGCCCAGUUCGCCCUGACCGCCGACCGCAUCAGAGCUUGGCCCCAGUCGCGCUACAUCGCCCUGCGCGACUGGAUCCUGACCACCGAGCUCGACGACUCCAUCAGCGGGAGGGUCUUUGAGUAUAUCUAUCAAAAUGCACUCAGACAUCUGGACCGGCGAGGCAAUCCAAUGCCCCGAAGAGCACGAGUGCUACUGCGACGGCUACGGCGUGUGUUUCGGCGGCAAAGACCAGUUCGCCGAAUUCAUGGGCCAGAGAAACCACCUGUUUGCGCUCCGCAAGCAGGUCGACGACUUUGCCAGCGACGAGUCCAACGUCUUCAGCGCCGACGACGUGUCAGCCCUCGUGAACCGGCUCGAGAGCGGCGAGACGCUCGACGAAGAGGAGCUUGCUAAGAAGACCAGGGAUUCCAUCAUUGAUAAAGGUGUCGAUGAUACAGGCCAAAGCGAAGCCGCCGAGGAGGAAGCGCUUAAAGAGAAUGCUCCUGCACCAGAAGAGUCGAAACCAGAUGAUGCCCUCGACACAACACCUACUUCGGAACAUGGAAACGGCAACGAUGACAGCCGAACCUCCCCUCCAAGUGACGAAAACAAGGAUGGAACGAAGAAGAUAGAGCAGCCACCUGACAGGAAACAAAACAAAGAGACUCAGACCGGGGAGACUGCAGU
This is a messenger RNA of Lasiosphaeria miniovina, 1796 nucleotides long. RefSeq lists its product as uncharacterized. The record is from RefSeq and is a predicted model, not a curated record. NCBI's taxonomy places the organism in Eukaryota, Fungi, Ascomycota, Sordariomycetes, Sordariales, Lasiosphaeriaceae. The coding region runs from base 240 to 1523 and encodes 427 amino acids. The transcript has 4 exons.